This is a messenger RNA of Orbicella faveolata, 5638 nucleotides long. RefSeq names its product transcriptional protein SWT1-like. Gene Ontology annotation, molecular function: protein binding. The record is from RefSeq and is a predicted model, not a curated record. Gene Ontology annotation, cellular component: nucleus. Lineage: Eukaryota; Metazoa; Cnidaria; Anthozoa; Scleractinia; Merulinidae.
CAUGGCGGCUAAGAUGUUUUGGUGGUGAGGAGAUGGGUGGUUUGGGACGUUUCAGUGGAAUUUACCUGAUUUAGCUUGCAUAAUGACAAGUUAGGCAUAAUUCAUAACUGUUGAUUCAGACGUGGAACCUCGUACGAUUCUACUAAAGACCUGCCAACCCCUGAUAAAUGGAAGUCUGGAGACCCAUGAAGAAUAAUUGUGCAGUGCUUGUAAAAAUGCCAGGAACCCACCAUGAAUGUUGCUGAUUUAGAUGACAGGCCUCUCCCAACAGGCUGGAUACGUCGACAGUCUAGAUCAAGAAAGGACAAAUACUAUUAUUUUAACACUGUUACAGGAAAAUCAAGCUGGAAGAAUCCUCUUGAUAUUCUAGAUCUAGGAAGUCAUAACGAAUUGUCAGCUAAUAGCAAACAAAGUGGAUCAAAAAGAAGCUUUGAAAGUGAUGGGUGUAAUAAAAAAAAGAAGUCUAAAUCUUCAAAGAAACAUAAAGUACACAGUCCGGCACACUCGAGUAGUAGCAAAGAACCACAUAGAGAGACAAACAAAAAUAACAAGAUGCCUCAAAUGACAACAGAUGCUGUCAAUGGACAACAUCACAUGUGUGGUGAUUCUAAAGUUCACCGUAUAAAUGCUUGGGUUAGAUCUGUUGAUACGUCAUAUGCACCUAGUGAACCAGGGAGCUAUAUAAGUCAUGCUGAAAGUGACGAAUUGAACCACAAUGUUGGUGGAUUUCCAGCAAAACACCCUUACUGCAGGCCUGCAAAAGUACAAAACACUGCACGGCUUGUAUCAACUCAACAGUGUAACAGAACAGGUAGUUGUAACAAAUACAAUGACAACACGAGAAUUCUUUCUGAGCCGUUAUCACAACAUAGCCAUAAAGGCUCACUUUCAGGUGAUGUUAACACACACGUCCCUGUCAGAAACAAUGUUCUAAAGAGUUCGAAGCAAAAUAGUAGAACAGCAGCAGUUAACAGCACUGUCCAUACACCAUUUAGUCCUUUAUCGCAUCACCCAACUGUCCUUGGACUUAAUUCUGACAAGACAGACACUGGACAAAAGUUACCAAGUGCUGCAGCUUAUCAAGCACAGCUAGCUGCUGAAGACAUGCAGUUAGACAGUCAAGUGUCUUUGCACAGUUUUGAAAAUGACAAUUAUGAGGCUCAGCAUGAAAAGACAGAAUUUCCUGAUAAUAAUGAAAUUGCCAUGGAGAUUGAUAACUAUGAAGAACUGGAAGAUCAGAUUAAGUUGGAGCUUCAAGGAAUGAGAUCAGAGUUUGCCCUUGAUCCAUCACAGGUUACUGGUGAAUCAGGAAAGCCGUCGUCAUGUUCAUACAAGGAUACCCUUUAUGUUGUUUUGGAUACAAAUGUUCUCUUGUCGCAUCUUAAACUCAUAUCGGAACUAAAAGACUUUCCUAUUGAAGGUGUUGCCAGGCCUGUCCUUGUCAUUCCAUGGAUUGUCAUUCAAGAACUUGAUUCCCUGAAGAGUGAUUCAUGGAGAAUAAAGAAAGGGAAGCUUGUUAGCACCAAAAAUGAGAAUGGCAAGUUUGGUGUUGAUGCCCUUGCAAGGCAGGCUGUGAGGUUUCUUCAUCUGUGUUUUGAGAGUGACCAUCCACGGGUCAGAGGACAGACAGUAUCUGAGGUAAGGGAAAUGAUGGAGAACUGCUCAAUAGAAGAUCCUAACAAUGAUGACAAAAUACUCCAGUGUUGUUUGUUAUUCCAAAGAAAAGCACAUAAUGGACAUGCAGUAUUGUUUUCCAAUGAUCAGAACUUGUGCAGUAAGGCCAUCAUUAAUGGGGUGAAAGCUUUUAAUCACCAGAGUCUUGUCAUGGGUUUGAAGGAGCUUUUUCAGAGCAGUGCUGUGGUGUUAAAAAAAGAUCAUUUUCAAGAUUAUUACAGGGAACUUAAACUACAAGAAAAUUUGGCAGAAAGGAGAGCUAAGGCUGAUGACCUUGCAUGUGAGCUGCAGUGUAUUAUGAGAGAAGGUUUGGCUGUGGUGGUGGAAACAGAAAUGAGAGCAGCAUAUGAUGAUCUUUGGGAUAAGAUUGUGUUUAUAAAACCACCAUGGACUUUGACUGACCUUCUUCAGUUGCUAGACAAACACUGGAUUGCCGUGUUUGGUCAAGUGUUCAAAAGGAAUAUCAAAUCAACUGUGGAAGAUCUUCGCAAGCACUUCAGUGGAGGAGGAGGCGCUCCAGGUUGUUUAGCUAAUGCUUCCAUUAUAUUGGAUCAGGCACACACACUGUUUGAUGCCAUAGCUGCAAGAUCUAGUUACAAUGGAGCUAUCACAAAGUGUGUGACAGCUAUUAUUGUUUUACAACGGAAGUGCAAAGAAUAUCAAAAUAAUGGUGAUAAAGAACAGCCUGUUAGACCCCCGACCUCUGUUGUUAUGGGUCCCCCUCCUCCCCAGGUCCGUGCUCUCCAAGGACCUGGAACUGGGAUUUCCUCACGGUCUUCUUCUAGUGAAACUGAACCAGAGAACUCCUCGGGGAAGUUUGAAGAAGGUUCAGAAGAAAGCAGUAGUGUUCACGAGAUUAACACAGUUCAAAUGGGAAGUAAUCCCCAUGGAUUAGUCCUGUCCACGUUUGAAACAAUAUGGAAUGCAGUCAACCAGUUCAGUGCCCAGAUCUUCAGUGGUGUGGGUUUUCCUCAUCCUGUACCUCUCAACUUUCUUGAAGACUUGGCCAAGCCAACCAGAGAUGAGGCCAUACAGUUUCUAAGCCGACUCAGUUCAUGCUUGGCAUUUGUAGUUUCUGCCAUUCAGAGUGUUCUUCAAGAACCAAAAGGAAGUGAGACAGGGAAUUUUCAAUUGUUUGAAACUCUGUUACAAGCAAUAACCCAGUUCUUCCAGCAGAUCCUAUCCAUGAACACACACGUCACAGUGGCUGAUCUGUUCAGAUUUGCCAGGGAUUCUAACGCAAGGAUGGGCCUUAUUCAGGGGUGCUCACAGUUGGACCGUGCCUUGGCCACCUUACAGCAGUGUUCCACCUGGGUGGUAUCCUCAGAUUAGUAGAUAUUUGUUCUUGACACUUGGAGCACACUUUUGGAGACAGACUGUAAUUACGAUGUUGGUAGGAAAGAAAAAAUCCGAACGGAAAUUACGACGGUAUUUUGAACAAUGGGACGGUUGCUGAUCUUGGACGAUUGAUUCGUAUCUCUUUGGUUUCGUUUGUCAACGCCAUCUUAAGUACGUUUUGAUGUUGUGACAUUUGAGCUCUCGACCAAUUGAAAACAGUGUCUUUUAUCGUACCAGUGGUACGAUCAGAGAGACGUGCAAUAACAAUAUUAUUAUUCCACCUCCUUGUUUAUUUAUGUCCUUGGCAAGUUUAUUUAUUUUUUGUUAUUGCGGGGUUUUUUUAUGUGUCGUUACUUGGGUAUAUUUUCCAAGAUGAACGGGCGCCAUUUUGUCACGAUUAAACUACGGAUUUGUCUCAAGUACUCUUCAUUUGUAAUACUGAAAAGAAAAGGAAAUCUCUAUUGUUCAUAAUAAUGACUGGCUCCAGUUUUUGUACUUCAAAGUUUCUAAGAACUCUUAUGUCGAAUGAUUAUUCCAUUUGUAACAUACCGGUAACUUUAUUUUUGGAGGAAAAAUCGUGAAUGAUAAACUAUCGAAAUCAUUUCAAAGUGUUACGUUGAUGUAGUGAAAAAAUUAUAUUUAAAAAGAGAUAUAUUGAUUGCAAAUAAAAAAUUUGUUCAUUAAAGCUCCCUUUUGUCAUUAGACCUCUUGUUUGUGGUCUGAAAUGGUGCAACAUACAUAAACUUACAUAAACUUUAUUAACGUGUCUUUAUAUGUAGCCGAUGGGGAAAAAAUCUCUCUACUAAUUGGGGACACUUAGCAUAAUCUACACUCAUAACCUGCUAUCUCGGGAAGGAUUCAUGAAAUCUAAGACAAGCAAAAAAUAAAGCAAUCUGUGCUUUUCCAGGUCCGCUGCUAACGAUCCAAAUGUUAGCUGCACUAACUCGUUCCUCCCUUGCAUUAUUAUUCCCUUGUUAUCCUCGCUUUCCGCAAACCACAGUGAUCGUCACAGAGCGCGUGACGUCACAAGGAACAUCGCUGUACGUCGAACUAAAACUUGCAGUCUGGCUCAGAUAAAACACUUGAAAAACCACAUUAAAAAAAUAAAUCUCAAACCAAACUUUCCACUACGGCUAAUUUUCUUGCUUCACUACAUAUUUUCACCACCUCUUUACGGCCAGUUCACCAGAACAUCACAAAUCAAGAAGCUCAAACACCACCUCGUAGGUGUUUUUCCACUUCCGCUGGAAAUAGGCGACCUCCCGGCCCAGGGUGAGCGCGGUUCUUAUAAUAAGUUGCGGCCGCUUCCCAAAACCAGUUGGCCCAUUUAAGACCAAAAUCUGCAAUUUUCCCUACCCAACGGUGAAUUCGAUAAGACCUGACUCUUAAAUCAAUACCCUGUUUUAAACCUGCCUUAUAAUCGUUCUCUAGUUCGGACCGAUGUUAAAGGCAUUGUGAAGGGCUUUUGUUGAUGGUCUCUCAGGUGUUUUUCCACUUCCGCUGGAAAUAGGCGACAAAAAAGUGCAACUCAAUUUAAGAACCUCCCGGCCCAGGGUGAGCGUGGUUCUUAAAAUAAGCUGCGGCCGCUUUUCUUAUCGAAAAUUAUGAAAAAGUGGCUCAAGUUCUUCUGUUAAGAACACACCCAAUACAAGACUAGAGUGCAAAACCUAUACCCUAUUUGAGACCAAAAUGGCCAAAAUCUCUACCCUAUUUCUGACCAAAACGGCUGAAAAAACCACACCCUUUGGGACCGCACAUGCCUAUAUAGUCCAUAUAACGAAGACCCCCGCCGCCCGCUGCACCUACUGGGCCCUUUUAGAAUUACUUCUCAUAAUAAACGGGACGUUGAACAUAUUUUUCUAUUGUUAAUUCAAAAGCGAUUAAACCUCUGAACUAGUACCUUCUAGAUUAGAAAAUUUAUUUUUUUUCCCAGCCAACCGGGCGUCAAAAAGCACCGCGGCCGUAAAAAGUAGACUGAUCCUAUCUCACUUGUCUGUCUCUACGUGUCUCUUAGCUUUCUAAGUUUCUGAAUUGUAAAUACAAACACAAAGGUCAUCUCACACUGCCGUAUAUUUUAUUUCUCGUCAUCAUAUGAUUCAGAUUAAAGCAGAACAGCUUAAAAAAUACCGCGAAAGUAAACUAUUAAAAACUACAACUAUUAUUCUAGGGCUCGUGUUCAUAUCAUAUUUGCCAGGAGUAUUUUACGCUGGCCUUAGACAAUUUUUCCCUUCUUUCAGUGCUACCACUUGUAUGUUGAUCAACUCGUUCUUUAAUCCCAUUAUUUACUGCCGGAGAAACAAAGGUUAGGAAGGGCGAUGCCAGAGGUGUCGUUUCAGCGGGAUGAAGAUGAUAAAGACCUGUGCAGAACAAACUAGCUGAAAUAAUGAGCUGCCAUUCCGCAAAAGGGCGUAUUCUUUGUGAUACUGAACAAUCAGUUAUUUUACUGUCUUUGAAUAAUUAAAGUGAACGUAAAUACGAAUUUGAUAAUGCAAUUAAAACUUGACGGUAAACACCUUUGUUAUGUGUUAAUGUCGAUCAGCGUGUGCCCACCUAUGACAAAUCUUCCAGCAUAACCAACAAAUCCUGUGUAACUAGCUAUGUGUUUUUUUUUUUUUUUUUUUUUUUU